GUCAACAUCUUCAAGGCAGGCGGAGGGGUCAGAAGGAUUGAUUGACGCAUCAAAGAACGGAGGGUUUGUAGCACACCUUUGUGCCAUGGGAACGCUCCUUUUCGUUUUGAGCUUUGCUCUGUUGGCCGUUCAGGCAUCAGCCACUCUCCCCAUCAGUGAUGUUUCCUCAAGCAAGGUAACUACUGCUGCGAUUCAAAAGAUGUCAGGAAGAAAGAUGGGAGAGCUCAAGGCACAAGCUGUGAACCGGAUGGCAAAGAAGCACAUGCUGGCAGAGCAGGGGGAUGAUGCGAAAGAAGUUGUGGGCUUCGGUGGGAUGCACUACAAGAGGACCAAGGAGGAGGAAGAACAAGCAAAGCAGGGGCCAUCCUUCACCGAUAUUUGGCAAAUUCGAGAAAUGUUUGCUCGAUGCUUCGGUUAUGCAUUCCUUGUCGGGAUCACGAUAAUUAUUCUUGCUUGCUGUUUCAACUUGAGGGGGUGCUACAUCUAUGACAAAUUCAUCGACAAGGAAAAGCCAAACUUGAAUGAAGAGGAGGAGACAAUUUUGCCGGGAGACAGUUCUAGAAACUGAUGGCAUUCGCGUACUGUUAAUCAACUCCGUUAUUUUUUUCCCAGGCUUCACUGGCUUGCGUCAUCGCAGCCAGAUCGGGUACAUUCUGAGCUCGGGUAUGUCGUGCUCUUCCGGAGUUCGACCGGUAUCCCAGUCACUAGCACUAGCACCGGGUAGCCCAACUAGUCACUAGCACCGGGUAACCCAACUAGUCACUAGCCGCACCGGGUAGCCCAACUAGUCACAGGUGACUCCAGUGUGUCGCCGGGCCUUCCCUGAAGAAAAUUUCUUAGCAAUUUUAAACUGCG
Messenger RNA from Guillardia theta CCMP2712, 855 nucleotides. RefSeq lists its product as hypothetical. The transcript is spliced from 9 exons. Bases 86 to 568 code for a protein of 160 amino acids. The record is from RefSeq and is a predicted model, not a curated record. Lineage: Eukaryota; Cryptophyceae; Pyrenomonadales; Geminigeraceae.